AUGAGUGACAAACCUGACGUGGAGAUACUAGACGAUAUGGAGGAUGAGGAAAGGUGCUCGAAUGAAGCGGCCGAGAGCAGUCCCUCUGUCGACAUCAAUGAGGACGUGUCCUCCGGACUAUGCGCCGGUCCUGACCGGCGGGGGAGUGACACAGUAAAUCAUACAUACUCUGGAAAUGAUUACCAUGCUUUCGCCUCCGAUGGAGAUUUUCCCGGGCGUGGUGGCGAACCUCACGAGCAGCACACAUCACGCACCAGCUCCUCCUCGGGUCGUCUAGCUGAUGGCAGUAAAUCCGCGGAUGCAAACGCUUCUGCAAAUCCCCCCGUUGAGGACCACACGGGGUUAUCUGCCGAAGGGGCCAAUCCCGGAACCGCGGCGUUGGUCAGCCGCGAGUCGUCCGCCAAAGAAGGACCUGAUGGCUCCUGUGCGACGGCAUGCCCGCCGCAGACAGAAGACGUAAAAACGCGCACUGCGGCGCAGGAGAGGGAGGAUGGGGCGGCGGGGAUCAGCCAUGGCAACGGCGGCGCAAGUACGCUGUGCGGUGAACAGCCCGAGUCAGGACCAGCAUCGUCUUCGCACUUGCUGGACGGCAACAGCAACACGAAGGACGGCGCACUGCCGGGAGGGGAGGACAAGCUUUGUCGGUCUCAGCAACGCUUGAGACUUUUUGGUUCCUCUGAGGGCGUCCUGCUGCCGGAGAAGGCCGACGAGGGUUUGCCGGGAAGCGAUCUCGUAUGCGGCGUAGAGGACUUCGAGCUGAACCGUCGGGCAUUUCUAACGGAAAAAAGGGACUUGCGCGUCGACGAUCACACAAGCGGGAGACCCGAUUCCCGUCGUGCGCUGUUUGAAACGCUCAAGAACGGUCCGCAAAUCCGUGAAGGCGUGGAACGCAUUCACGAGAUGCUGGAUACUCUGGACCAGAAAGUCGACAAGUUACUCGGCGACCACGAACGGGAUUUUCUCUUGGCGUACCGGACACACAUGUACACCAUUCAAAAGCAAAUGGACUACUUCAAACAGAAGGCCGAUGAGGAGCAAACAAAACUGUUGCGCGACGUCAAAAUCCGAACCCUUGAAAAGGAACUCAACUGGUUCAUGUCCGAGGCACUCCGCCUCGACGGCCUCUGUAGACAGUACCAGAAAGACCUCAACAAAUGGCGAGACAGAGCAGAGGCUCUCUCGGAAGACUGUGCUUUUCUUGAGAAGCAGGUCCGAUCCUGCAAGCGCCAAACUCGCGCACUCCAGGCGCGGGUCGACGAAUGUGAAAGCGAGGGCCAGGCUCCCACCGACGUUGGGAAUCCAGCAGGAAGGGAGCCUCCGAGCAGAGACGCAUCUGCUGAACACAGCUCGCCUCUGAGCUCACGCAACCGCCAGCAAGUCUUUUCGCUGUCCUCCCCUAGCGCUGUGCCGACCAGUCUUCCAGCGUUCGCCUCGAAGGGCGAUUCAGAGCAUCUGCCGUUUGUCACAGCCAGCGAAGCUUCUGCCUUCGGUAGAAGCUCCUGCUGCGACAGAGCGACGGAAUUUCUCCGGUCUCAAAACGCAAAACUGCGAACCAGUCUCCAAAAAGAGAAACGAAUCGUCAAGCAGCUGCGUCUCGAGCAGAGUAAUGCAGUGUCAGACAGAAACGAAGCAGAGGACUUCUUCCUCAAAUGCUGCGAGGAGGUCAAGAAGGAAAUUCAAGCGAGGAAAACGCGUACGAUCAGUUCCUCCAAGCCGAAGUCGACGAAAGGGCAAGCACACAACUCCGAAGAUCUUUGGCAACCGAAUGGCGAUCUUCCCCGUGAUUUGACUCUGCAAGACUUCCUCAAGAGCGACAAGCGCCGGCUUCUUGAGCUUAUUGUCUCCAAUGACGAUAUUCUGGCGCAGCUGCACACGGUCCUCUUCCCUUAUCAGACGGCGGGGCGGGCUGCAAUGCCGCCUGCUCUCGACGAAUCUCCUGCAGCGUAG
Molecule: messenger RNA, 1947 nt
Organism: Besnoitia besnoiti
Lineage: Eukaryota; Apicomplexa; Conoidasida; Eucoccidiorida; Sarcocystidae
Product: putative myosin heavy chain
Exons: 6
Coding region: 1-1947 (648 amino acids)
Source: RefSeq, a predicted model, not a curated record